This is a messenger RNA of Psylliodes chrysocephalus, 1817 nucleotides long. NCBI's taxonomy places the organism in Eukaryota, Metazoa, Arthropoda, Insecta, Coleoptera, Chrysomelidae. The record is from the annotation of a GenBank genome assembly.
CUCUUUAUCCAAUCUACUUGUCUACGUCUAGGUCAAAACGCAAUAAAAAAUAAUUUUAUCAGAGCUGAUUUUUACACUGAUAUUAAUACAAAUUUAGAUAGGCAAGUCUUAUUUUUAGAUAAGUAACAAAACAUAAUACUGGGGAUAAACAUUGCAGUUUCGAUAACAAAACAAUACCUACAUAAUAAUAUAAUUAAUAAUAAUUAAAAUGUGCACAAAAAGUUAUUUAAUAUUUGUUUUGUGCACGGUUUUUUUAUGUGUUACCGAUAUUAGUGGUUACAAAAUAUUAGGUGUUUUUCCAUUUUAUGCCCCAAGUCACUAUUUUCUUGGAAAUGAACUACUAAAAGGCUUGGCGGAAGCUGGACAUGAUGUUACUAUGAUUUCAGUUUAUGAAGACAAAAAUUUGCCGAAAAAUGGAAAGUAUAACCAAAUUAUUAUGGAUGAUAUAAUAUUAAAACAGAAAGAAAUGUUUGCCAAAGUAGGAAAUCUAACUACCCUAGCAUCAGAUCCAAGUUUCUUCUCCAACCCUUUUAAAUUCAUCACCAUGUUUCCCGAUUUAUGCUAUUUUGUAACCGAACAAGCCCUGAAUAGUACAAAAAUGCAACAGCUCAUCAAAUCAAACCAAAUAUUCGAUGUUAUAAUAAUACCUCAGUUUAAUUUAGAGGCCUUAAAAGGUCUAGCCUCCCAUUUCAAGGCGCAUUUAGUAAUGCUUAAUAAUAAUGCCAUGAAUACUUGGAUGGGUCACUUUGUAGGUAAUCCUACACUACCAUCAAUUAAUUCAGAGCUAAUACUAGGAUAUACAGAACAGAUGAACUUUCAACAAAGAUUAAUAAAUACAAUUUUAAAAGUCCUCUCUCAACUUGUAAAUCAUAUCUAUGAUUACCCUCGUUACAAUGAAUUGAUACACAAAUAUAUUUCUGAGAAAAUCGAUUUAACUGAAAAUCAAUACAAUAUUGCCUUGGUUUUAUCAAAUUCUCAUACCAGCCUUAAUCAAGCUGAAGGAUCCGUACCGGUUAUUAAAGAAAUAGCAGGUUUCCAUGUUAAACCACCAAAAAAACUGCCCGAAGAUUUGCAAAAAUAUUUAGAUGAAGCGAAGGAUGGAGUUAUUUAUUUCAGCAUGGGAUCCAAUUUAAAGGGGUCUGAUUUACCGGUUAAAAUGAGAAAGUCUUUAAUGGAUGCUUUUUCUAAGAGAAAGGAGAAAAUUCUGUGGAAAUUUGAGAUAGAUGACAUGCCCGGAAAGCCUACGAACGUUAGAAUAGAGAAAUGGUUGCCCCAGUCUGAUAUAUUAGCUCAUCCAAAUAUAAAGUUAUUCAUAACUCAUGGAGGAUUUUUGAGUUCCAUCGAAACUGUCUACCAUGGGAUACCAAUAGUGGCCAUUCCGGUGCUUGGGGAUCAACUGAAAAAUGCUAAAAUAGCUGAAGCGGCUGGUUACGCUUAUUUGAUUGAGUUGAAUCAAAUAACUGAAAAAAGUGUAUCUGCUGCCAUAGAAGAAGUUUUGACAAAUAAAAAAUACCUCGAAAACGUAAAAUAUAGAUCGAAACUCUUCCAUGAUAGGCAGGUGAAGCCUUUAGAUGAUGCUAUUUAUUGGGUAGAAUAUAUCGUCAGGCAUAACGGGGCCAAAAAUUUAAGGGUAAAUUAUUUAAAUUUAACCUGGUACGAAUACUUAUUGGUGGAUGUAAUUGCAACAAUUUUAGCUGUGAUAUUUGUAUCUCUGUACAUUGUUAAAAAGAUUGUUUGUGGUUUAUUAGGUUUAUGUAUAGGAAAAGGCGAUAAAGAGGCAGAAAAGUUGAAAAAGCAAUAAACGUGUAUAUAUUAAG